Rhopalosiphum padi (bird cherry-oat aphid) is the source of this 4437-nucleotide messenger RNA. RefSeq names its product band 4.1-like protein 5. Gene Ontology annotation, cellular component: cytoskeleton. Bases 392 to 2650 code for a protein of 752 amino acids. The record is from RefSeq and is a predicted model, not a curated record. Gene Ontology annotation, molecular function: cytoskeletal protein binding. NCBI's taxonomy places the organism in Eukaryota, Metazoa, Arthropoda, Insecta, Hemiptera, Aphididae. The transcript is spliced from 16 exons.
AUUUUCUAAGAGAUAAUGCAAAUGCUUGAUGUUUGGCUAAACAAUAAUUUGUUUAUUACUAUAUAGUUUUACACCAUUAGCACUCGUUUAGUCGUUUACAUUUUUCUUCUUCGACUCCACCCUUAGAUUGAUUAUAAUUUACAACUAGUCAGACAAUCGAGUCGUAGAAAUUGUUUAUUAAUUCGUUCCUUUGUGUCUUUAAUCCAGUGCUCUUCAAUUCGUUACUUUUAUUGUAUUUUUGUUUUUUUUUUUCAUUAUUUUGCAAUCACAUAAUAACGGUACCUCACCUGUCCAGCUUAGUGGGGCUUGUUUGGGUGAACACAAACACAGCCUGAUAGUAUAAAUAUCAUGUUUCUAAUUUCGUGACAUUGUCCCUUUGCUCGCGGUCGCAAUGCUUCGGUUUUUGAGUAGAAAACGGGGUCGGAACGAUCCAAAAGCUCGAAACAUCAAAGCUGGGGCCGAACGUUUAAAUCCUCCAAACAAGCAUUGUAUGCAAUGUAGGGUUAUGCUUUUAGAUGGUACAGACCUAUGCAUUGAACUAUCAAAAAAGGCUGUUGGUAGUGAUUUAUAUGAACAAGUAUUUUAUUCAUUGGAUUUGAUUGAAAAAGAUUACUUUGGUUUACAAUUUACUGAUGCUAAUCAUGUCCAGCAUUGGCUCGAUCCUACAAAAGCAAUAAAAAAACAAGUUAGAAUUGGACCACCAUAUACAUUUCGACUACGUGUUAAAUUCUAUUCUUCAGAACCAAAUAUGCUUCGAGAAGAGUUAACUCGUUAUCAGUUUUUUCUUCAACUUAAAUUAGAUAUCCAUGAAGGUCGGCUUGAAUGUCCACAAAAUACUUGCAUUGAAUUAGCAGCCUUAGCUUUACAAUCUGAACUCGGUGAUUAUGAUGAAACAUGUCAUACUCCUGCUGUUAUUUCUGAAUUUAGAUUUGUACCAAAUCAAACUGAAGAUAUGGAAAUACAAAUUGUAGAAGAAUUCAAAAAAUGUAAAGGUUUAACUCCAGCUCAAGCAGAAACUAGUUAUUUAAAUAAAGUGAAAUGGUUGGAAAUGUAUGGAGUUGAUAAUCAUACUGUUUUAGGUAAAGAUGGAUGUGAAUAUGCUCUUGGUUUAACACCGACAGGCAUUUUAGUUUUUGAAGGCCUUCAAAAAAUUGGACUCUUUUUCUGGCCAAAGAUUGGGAAAUUGGAUUUUAAGAAGAAAAAACUGACUUUGGUAGUCGUAGAAGAUGAUGAUCAAGGACGUGAACAAGAACAUACAUUUGUAUUUCGAUUACAUAAUGAAAAAGCCUGUAAACAUUUAUGGAAAUGUGCUGUUGAACAUCAUGCUUUCUUUAGGCUUCGUGCUCCUGUUAAAGGUCCUUCUGCUAGACAAAAUUUUUUCAGAAUGGGUUCACGGUUUAGAUACAGUGGAAAAACUGAGUUUCAAACAACUCAAUUAAAUAGAGCAAGAAGAACUGUUCAAUUUGAAAGAAGACCAAGUCAACGAUAUGCAAGAAGACAGUCGCAUGUUUUAAGAGAACGACAAAAGGACAAAACAGAAAAACCAAAAGUAGAAAAUGAAAAUGAGAAAAUGGAAAAAAUUAAUAUUAUGGAUAAACCUCCAACUCCUAUUUUAGAUUCCAAAGACAUUCAUCUUGAACCAACUUCCUCAUUGACCUCAAACGCUUCUGAUAUUGCUGAAGAUAGGUUAGACUCAUUGUUAAAAUGUUUAAAUAAAGACACUCCUUUGAUAAACAGCAAAGUAAAUGAAUCAAAUUCAGUUGAUAUAAAUAAUAAAACUGAUGAUUUUGGCAAAGAUCAAAAUCAGUCCUCAUCUCCAUUACCAAACAAUCGAAACAUUUCAUUUAAUACUACUCCAAGACCAAUUCCUAAAGAACAUUUGAAAUGCAACAUUCUAAAAGCUAAAGUUGAAGAAGAAAUGAAGAAAUCUCCUUUAUCCUUGUUUGAUCCAUUAUCUAAAGUGACCAACUUGCAAGAUAAUAAUUUACUACAUAAUGGAGAAUGUAACAUUAAUUCUAAAUCAAAUUCUUUUGGCAAAGAACAAGCAACAUUUGUAUCUGUUGGUGGAGACAAACUGACAUUGUCCCUUAAUGGUGGCAUUGCAGCACCUGAAGAAUCUAAACAACCAUUGGAUGAACAACCUAUUUCUGAAACAUCUGUGUCUAAAGAUGACCGUAAAAGAUGUGCCACUCCAGUAACAGUAACACAUUUCUCUUUUGGUGAAUGUGGGAAAUUAGAACAAAGGGUGGUUUCUCCUGAAAGAAGUCCUACAGAAAGUAUGUCAAGCAUUUUGUCCUUACCAUUCAAUGCCACAUCUCCUACUAGCCCUCGUAAUCCAUUUUCGGCAAAUCCGUUUAUUGGUGAUUCACAAACAGCAAUAACUAAUCCAUUCUUAUCAUCAUCUUCAAAUCCAUUUGCUGAUAAUGGUAUAAAAAAAGAUUCUACUAAUGAUGUCGAAGUUGCUGUUGAAUCAAGUACUGGCAUAAAUGGUGUAACAAAUUCUAAUACUAAGGUAGCCCAAAAACAUCAGGAACCUACUAAGAUGAAGCCUUUAAAUCAAAUUUCUCCAUGGCUAAUUAGUAGUGGUGCUGAGACUUCAUCAGGGCCCAAAAUAAUAACCAGGAAGUCUGUAAUCACAACACAACUUUAAAAAUGGUAUGUUGAAACCUUAUACUGGUCACUGUUAUAUCAGAAAUGUUUGAAAUGCUAUUAAAAAUUUAAUAAUGUGUUAUUACUUAUACAUAUAUAUUCAAAAUAAAUUUGUGAUAGAAAUACAAAACAUCUGAAUAGAAAAAUAGUUAGCUAUCGCAAAUUUUAAUAUUAGGCAUCACAAAUUUUUUCCUUGAAUGAAAUAUUUUAACAUUCUUAAUGAAAUUGAUCUCUUUAUUCUUUUAUGAAUUAAAAGAAAAUUAUAAUUGGAAUUUAAAUUUUUUUAAAAAAAUUAAUAAUACUUCAAAUUGAAAUAUUUUGUGUUAUUUUUAGUCACUAUUUUUGUAUAAUACUUUAAAGUAUUUAAUUUUACUACAAGCAAUACAAAACAUGAAAAAGUAUAUUUAUCUUUGAUUUAUAUAAUAUAUUUAAAAUUAUUUAUUUUAUUAUAAGUAAUAACUUAUAUUUAGAACAAAUAUAAACCAAUGAGCUUAUUAAUUUAUUUUUAUAACUAUUCAAUUGUAAUACUAUUUGAUUCAGACUGAAAAUCGUGUUAUUAAUGUAUGAUAUAUAUAUUUUUAAUAUGGUAUUUAAAACAUUUAAUUAUUUUAUCAUCCAAAACUUAUGUUUUUAACAUACAUUAAUUUGCCUGUAUUUUCAUCAGGGCUCAAAAUCAUUUUUGUUUUUUAGAAAUAAGAAUAUAUUAAUUAUUAAUUAUUUUAAAAUCAUUAAAUCAUACUCUUGAUUCAUAUUGAAUAUUAUGAACAAAACUAAAUGAAUUUAGGAAGUGCCUUUUAUCAUUACAAUCGUUACACUUAAUGUUUGCAUAGAAUUGUUGCUCUCUCUCUUUCCUAUUAUUCCAUAACAAUGAAUAUUUGUAAAAAUUGUUAAGUAAUAUAUAAUAUAAUACAUAUUUUCAUCUGAAUGCUACAGAAAUGUAAAAUAAAUUGUAAAUUGUAUUUAUAAUUCUUAACAAAAUAUUUUAAUUGAAAAGAAAAUUAUUAAUUUAUUGUUGCUCUAUGGCAUAUUAAUAUAAUAUAUACCUAUGUGACUAUGUCUAAUUAAUUCAAUAAAAUGUUAAAUUAUUAUAUAUUUUUAAAACUGUUAAAAAAAACUGUGUGUUUUUGUUUACUUAAUGUUGCACAGUGUGUGUUGAACAAAUUGCCGUUACUUGUGAUAAUUAUAAUGCAGUAUUAAUUUGUUAUUAUUAUUUUUAUUUUUUUUACUGCAGUUAUAACAAAAGUUAAUUAAAACUCUUAAGUUAUACAUUUUGUUUUAAAUGAAUGUAUGCCGUCCUCAUUUAUUUUGUAUUCAUAUAUUAAUUUAAGUAUUUAAUAAUUGUACCUUGUAAGUUUUAUACCAGUUGUGCCAUAGUUUGUAGGUGUUGUAUAGAACAACAGUUAAGGUUAUUUAAAAUUGUAUACGUUCUAAUAUGGCAUUCGUGUGCUGUAUAUGUGUAGUACUUAAUCAUGUAAGUAAAAAUGGAAAAAUAACUAUUAAUUUUCACAAAAUAAGAUUAUUUAAUAAUACUUUACAUCAUAGUUUUUUUGAGAAUUUAAUUUAUAAUUUCUGUGUAUACCCAUUAUUUUUAAUAACGAUAUAUAUUACAAAUGCCAUUUUAGAACUAAUAAACAAAAUAUUUGAAAUAGAAAAGAAUUUGUAAUAUUGUGUAGACAUUACAUUUAGUUGUUAAGUCUAAUAAAUUAAAAAACUUAAACAGAUUUUAAAAUCCGUCCUUUAAUAUUAAAAACAUAUAUGUGAUUAGUAAUAAAUUGUUUAUUGAAAGUA